Molecule: messenger RNA, 4141 nt
Organism: Callithrix jacchus (white-tufted-ear marmoset)
Lineage: Eukaryota; Metazoa; Chordata; Mammalia; Primates; Cebidae
Gene: OR9A2
Product: olfactory receptor family 9 subfamily A member 2
Biological process (GO): G protein-coupled receptor signaling pathway
Cellular component (GO): membrane
Molecular function (GO): olfactory receptor activity; G protein-coupled receptor activity
Source: RefSeq, a predicted model, not a curated record
UGUGCCAGCCUCAGAAUACAAUAGUGAAGAUAUGUCCUAGCCCUUAUGAAGUUUAUAUUCUAAUGUCAUAGGUAAAUAAUAAAUAAACUUAAACUUCCUCUUCCUCUUCCUUGCUUAAUUUUUUUCCCUGUGGCAUGAUUAAACUAGGCUAUUACGUAUUUUUCUUAUGUGUCUUGUGUGUGGUCUAGCCCCCACAUCUUGCUUGAAUAUAAGCUCCACAGAGCAUGGAAUUUUCUUUGUUCUGUUCAUGACUACAUUUGUUUAUUGUUAAAUGAAGGAAUUAAGUAAAUAAUAUCAGGUAAUAAUAACAACUGUUAUAAAAAAAAUGGAAGUCUAAUAAUGAGUGUGUCUUUCUGUUUUGGGCAGAGUGAUUGGAAAGAGUCUUUGGAAAGGGUGACAUUUGAAUAAUGGGAUGAAGCGACAGGCUGAGAGCCAGGCAUCCUUAACAGCUGGCAGUCCCAGAUCCAUUCCUAAUCUGUGCCAGGUGCCAUCUUUCCUUCCUUCUGCAACUUUGGAAGGAAAAUGGAAUUAGAGAAGAAUGGAUCUGCUCUGGGAAAUUACCCCAAGCUCCAGAGUUCUCAUUUAGAGAUCUUACUGCUCUGUAAAAUGGAGAUUUUAAAAUCUGGAACAGCAGGGAUUUUCUGUUGGCCCUAAGGUGGAUUCAUACAUUACCAUUACAGAUGAGAGCUGGGGUUUAAAGUUCCAUCCUUUGAACAUCGUAUAAAUCUGUGCCAGAUGCCUUUAUGUCAUCUGGUACAAGUAACCUCAGAGAAAUUAGGACAACUCCAAGACCAGAGGGACCUGAUUGACUCACCUUCAAAACUGGCCUAUUUAAAAGGUCUUAGCCUCUCCCCGCUGAGAAAAGCUACAUCUAGUGGGGAAAAGACAAGGAAGGUAUUUCACCACCAAUAGAAGAAGAUGUCUUCACCCACUCCAGGGGGCUGGUUACACAGGGAAGUGAGAGCCUAACAUGUAGACUUGGGGUGACAACAUGUCCCUCAAGCUAUGUGCUGAGCACAGUAGCAGGAACAUGUCACCUAAUUCUCAGGUUGGAAAGAGUUUCUUAUCCUAAUCUUUCUUCUCUCUAGAGAGCAGGACCAUGUGGAGCAAUGCCACCUCUGUUUUAAUCUCUGGGCUUCAAAAGAAGCAGAAUUAAGGACUAAAUGAUGGAUAACCACUCUAGUGCCACUGAAUUCCACCUUGUAGGCUUCCCUGGGUCCCAAGAAUUACACCAGAUUCUUUUCGCUAUAUUCUUUUUCUUCUACUUGGUGACAUUAAUGGGAAACACAGUCAUCAUCGUGAUUGUCUGUGUGGAUAAACGUCUGCAGUCCCCUAUGUAUUUCUUCCUUGGCCACCUCUCUGCCCUAGAGAUACUGAUCACAACCAUAAUUGUCCCCAUGAUGCUUUGGGGAUUGCUGCUCCCUGGGAUGGAGACAGUGUCUUUGUCUGCAUGUAUUGCUCAACUUUUCCUGUACCUCGCUGUGGGGACCACGGAGUUUGCAUUACUUGGAGUGAUGGCUGUGGACCGUUAUGUGGCUGUGUGUAACCCUCUGAGGUACAACAUCAUUAUGAACAGCAGUACCUGUAUUUGGGUGGUAAUUGUGUCAUGGGUGUUUGGAUUUCUUUCUGAAAUCUGGCCGGUCUAUGCCACAUUUCAGUUUACCUUCUGCAAAUCAAAUUCCUUAGACCAUUUUUACUGUGACCGAGGGCAAUUGCUCAAGCUGUCCUGUGACAACACUCUUUUCACAGAGUUUGUCCUUUUCUUAAUGGCUGUUGUUAUUCUCAUUGGUUCUUUGAUCCCUACAAUCGUCUCCUACACCUACAUCAUCUCCACCAUCCUCAAGAUCCCGUCAGCCUCUGGCCGGAGGAAAGCCUUCUCCACCUGUGCCUCCCACUUCACCUGUGUUGUGAUCGGCUACGGCAGCUGCUUGUUUCUCUACGUGAAACCCAAGCAAACGCAGGGAGCCGAGUACAAUAAGAUAGUUUCCCUGUUGGUUUCUGUGUUAACCCCCUUCCUGAACCUUUUCAUCUUUACUCUCCGGAAUGACAAAGUCAAAGAGGUCCUCCAAGAUGGAGCGAAACGCUGCUGUCAACUCCUCAAAGAUUAGCUGUUCUCGAAGUCCGUGUUAGGUGGUAUAAGCCUCACUGUCAAUUAUUAAGUCACCUAGAGAACUCUAACUUCUCUCUUCUCUUAUCAUCAUUACAAAAGUCAAAGAGCGUGUACAAUUCCCAGUCACACAAUGGAAGUAGAUUAGGCUGGUAAAAGUUAAAUCCAUUCUCUGCUCAGGAGAAUCUCGUAGCCUUAGUUCCUGCCUGUUUCCACUGUUGAACAUAUUCUUGUGAUUUGGGAGAGACUAGCGAAAGGAAAUGCAUAUUUUUAAGAGUUCUAUUAGUUCAAUUAAUUUCUUUAUAGUCCACCUCUGAAGAUGUAUUUUCUGGAGAAGGGAGGAAUUGAGGAGGGAGGUGGACUGAGAGAGGUGUCCUAAUCAGAGUACAAAGGUAGGGAUGCUCACUUUGGUCCUUCAUCAACUGUUGCUAAGUCCUUUCCUCUAUUUUUGUGCAAUUUUUUGACAAGAUGACCAUAUAUAUUUUGGAUAUCCUAAGGCUCUUUUUCUCUGCCCCACUGAUACUGCAAAGCAAGUGUAACAUGUUAUUUUACACGGAUACUGCAAACUAAGUGUAACAUGUUUAUGUUUUGUCACAGAAUUAGUCUAGAAUGGUGACAUGAGGAUUGGAAUGCUUCUCGUUUGGCAAAUCUUUGUGGUGUAAAGAAGAUAAAAAUAUUUGAGGAUAAAAAUGGGGGGAAAGUUACUUUUGUUAAGCUUCAGCAUAUUUCUUUCACUGCCCAUCCUUGUGAUGGGCAUAGGGACAGGAGCAAAUAAGAACUAAAUGACUAAUUCUAGAGAGCAUUCUGUAUUUUACAGCUGUUUAAAACAAAUAUGUCUGUUCAGACUGUAUCCAGCUAUAGAUUUCAAACCUUAUAAUGUCUUUCGAUUCUUCAUCUCUCAAGUCCAACAGUCUCAAUACCAUCAUUUAUAUCUUCUCUGUGGGCAGAAUUAGAAAAAUAAAAAUAAGAGGCUAUCUUUUUGACUCCCAGAUUUCUAGCAACUUCAGGGAUUGGCUGUUUGGUAAUCUAACUGCUGGAAUUUCACAUAAUAUCGGAAAAAGGGCUUAUAAGGAAGAAGUUUACCUAAACAACAACAAUUAGCAGAUCCUGCCAGCCCUAAAGUAAGUGAGAAAAUUGAGCCGUUCAGCAGUAGGACGAUGAGGUUACUGAGAAUUGUAAAGCGUACUGUGUGAGGAUGCCUUGUUGUCUUGUCUUGUGAGGAGCAACAACCAUCAUGUAUGGACUGGGUAGAUUGCAUUGGAUUAAAGCACCAGACAAGGUGGGGAAUGGGCUUUAAAUUGAGCCAGUCCAUGCUCUGUAAACCAACCAAUGAGCCCUGGUGGGACUGCAUUGGUUGGAGGAAGGGAAGACUUUUUCUUAAACAAAGGUGCCCAUAGUUUCCUAGACCAGUUAAUGAGGAUCUGUUCCAACCAGAAAGACUACCAUUUUUCUAAUUCAUUAACCCAGAGAUGUAUCCUUUAACAGAUGAGAAAAUAGAGGCUCAGAGAAUUUAAAUGACAUGCCAGAGUUUACUUAGCCAUUCACUACACCACAUCCAUCAGACUGGAAAGACAUAAAACUCUGAGAAUACUAAGUAUUGAUCUGAAUGCUGGAGACUAGAUUUUUUAAAAAUCAACUUCUGUUGGAAACAUAAGAUAUAAGAUUCUAUUAUAAAGACACUUGCACACAUAUGUUCACUGCAGCACUAUUUAUAAUAGCGAAGACCUGGAACCAACCCAAAUGACCAUCAAUGAUAGAUUGGACAGGGAAAAUGUGGCACAUAUACACCAUGGAAUACUAUGCAGUCAUAAAAAACGAUGAGUUUGUGUCCUUUGUAGGGACAUGGAUGAACCUGGAAACCAUCAUUCUCAGCAAACUGACACAAGAACAGAAAAUCAAACACCGCAUGUUCUCACUCAUAGGUGGGUGUUGAACAAUGAGAACACAUGGACACAUGGAGCAGAGCAUCAUACACUGGGGUCUGUGGGGGAGAGUAAGGGAGGGACAGUGUGGGGUAGGGAGUUGGGGCAAGAU